Molecule: messenger RNA, 1026 nt
Organism: Cyclocybe aegerita
Lineage: Eukaryota; Fungi; Basidiomycota; Agaricomycetes; Agaricales; Hemipholiotaceae
Source: the annotation of a GenBank genome assembly
AUGGCCCAGAACCAACACGACGCUCCUGCCUACUGGACCAAAGAAGAUGAAACCCGUCUCCUCAAUUUUCUUUUUGACCACCUUGCGAGUGGUGGGGAUGGUGCCAACUUCAAGAAGACCACUUUCCAACUUGCCUCCGUUGAGAAUAAAUGGAACAUGUUACAUCGCACUUUCUGUGCCAUUCAGGCCAUCAAGGACUAUACUGGAUGGAACUGGACAGACGAAGGAGGUGCAAACAUCACUGAGACCUCCUCUCAUUAUCAAGACUGGCUCAAAUUUGUCAAGAUACACAAGCUGGCAGCCCCUUUUAUGAGCAAGGGCUGGGCUCAUCUUGAUAAGAUGACGCAGAUCAUGCCAGUGACUGUCCGUGGCCACCACAUCUUCCGUCCUUCACAAAAUCUCACUGGUAUGUCUGCAGCUCGUGAUGGGACCCCUCCUCUGGCAGCAGAGGUCAAUGAGCCUGUUGAGGAUGAAGAUGGCCCAGCAGCUACCCCAGUUGUUGAUCAACCUGUAGCUGCCGCAGAUGAGGGAUCUGGUGGGGAGAAUGUGGGUGAUGAUGACCACGAUAAUGACGAUAUCCCAUGGGAGGCGACUCCUCCUCCUUUGGCACCACCUGAAGAGGUGACACCCCCUCAUCUGACCACAUCAGUAAGCACAUCUCGCAAGCGCCAAUGUGCGGCAUCUGAAACACCGGUGAAGUCUGUCAAGAAGUCUCGUGCAACUGGGGCUGAUGCCAUCCAUGGGCUCACGAAGUCAAUUGACAACUUUGGUGUCAACAUCUGCAAGGUCUUAGCCAUGGAUCCUUCUCUCCGCACCCCACAGCGCCGCAAGGAUGCUGUUACCGAAGCUCAGAAAGAGUCUUGGCUCCCUCCAGUUGAUCGCCUGGUCUUCUGCAAUGUCCUCGAGCGGGACAUCAGUGUCAUUGACACCUAUUUGGCCCUCAACAAGAAGGAUGUUGAGUUUUCUCACCUGUGGAUUCAGGAUAAGGUGGAUCAGGCAAAGGAGGCAUGUUUCACCCUUCAUUAG